This is a messenger RNA of Botrytis fragariae, 2217 nucleotides long. RefSeq names its product putative kelch domain-containing protein. The transcript is spliced from 5 exons. Gene Ontology annotation, molecular function: protein binding. The coding region runs from base 1 to 2217 and encodes 738 amino acids. The record is from RefSeq and is a predicted model, not a curated record. NCBI's taxonomy places the organism in Eukaryota, Fungi, Ascomycota, Leotiomycetes, Helotiales, Sclerotiniaceae. Gene Ontology annotation, cellular component: cell cortex of cell tip.
AUGGCUCAGCCUUCUACACCCGGCGGUACACCCUACUCCAUCUUUGGCCCUGGCUCUUCUACUCCUACCCAUACCAAUCAACUUUCGGGAGGUCCUCCUACCACUCCAGGUGCCGCUCCUUCAAGCAAUACUUUCUUAAUGCCGAAUUCGCCCGUGAAGAAUAGAUUGGGUAUGGAUGGGUAUAGACCCAAGGUUACAAGAACUCUUGGUCAGCGCCCAGCUUGCCUUGUCAAUGCCUCUGUUACAUAUUGCGGCAACAAUCAGAUUUAUGCCUUUGGUGGUUUCGAUCAGUAUACCGACGAGGUCUAUAACCAUGUUUUGAGACUUGAUCUGGUUAGUCACCAAUGGAAUUUGGUCGACAAUUAUGGCGACAUUCCCGGUGUACGAAUGGGUCAUACCGCUACACUCUAUCAAGGCGAGAAACUACUCAUAUUUGGUGGUGAAAACGAACAUCGUACAUACCUCUCUGACCUCAUCAUUUUCGAUCUCAAGACCGCACACUGGACCCAACCAACUGUAUCUGGACCUAUACCAAAAGGAAGAGCAAGACAUGCUGCUGUGUUGCACGAGGAUAAGCUAUUUAUCAUUGGUGGUAUUACCGGUCAUAAUAAUUAUGUGUUGGAUGAUAUUUGCUACCUGGACCUAAAAACCUUCACUUGGUCUCGAGCAUGGCGUUUCGUUGGACGAUUUGAUCACUCGGCAUAUUUAUGGGGAGAUAGAGUUUGGGUUUUUGGAGGUCUCAGCGAGGAUAUGGAUAAAAUUGGUGAUGUAUGGUGGUUGGACUUUAAGGGCAGCCCAGCAUUCGAAUCAGCACCCUCAUAUGGUUCUAUGGACAGGCAUGCAGCUCUCAGUCGUUCUCCUCGACCAUCGUUUUCAAUGUCUCAGUCUGCUGUAGGCAGUUCAGGCUAUGCCGCAAAUUCAAGCAGCGCACAGGUCAAUCCACCUUCAUUUCAAUUGACUACUUCUCCUCCUCUUGCUCCUGGUACAAUCUCUUCGUUAAAAUUCGUAUCCGGCCCCAAUAUACCCGCCCAAGGCUCCGGUAUGCAUUUCCAUGUUUAUACAUCCGGAACUCUUCUCGAUUUUGUCACCCCUGCAGCAACUAUAACACCACAAGAGUGUUCUUUAUCGUCUCUGGAAUUGGACACACUGCGUUGGCAAAAACUUGCAGAAGGUCGAGAUAUUUUCAGGCCAGGUUAUAGAUGGCAUUACUGUACUUUGAAUGACGAGGGUACAAAGGCUUGGCUGCUUGGUUGUCCAACUGAUCCCACAGCAACAGAUCUAGGUCCAGGUGGUUUUGAAGAAUAUUUAAGUGAUAUAAUGGAGAUUGAUCUUCGACGAUAUGGUUUACUCGGCAACGGUUUAAAUCCUGAGCCUCGAGAAGAAGCUUCACGAUUAUCAUCGUCUGGUAGAAUGAAAGUCGAAACCUCAAAAGGCCUUGGUAUGGAUUUAGCCAAAGUUUUCAAUCAAGCACCAGAAAGCGGUAGCGGGGCAGAUUUUAUCAUCACCGCAUCAAAAGAGGAUGAGUGGGAUGAGGAUGAUUCAAGCUCCAGAGGUUCUAUCAGUCAGGUUCAACAAAAUUGGUUGGCUCCUGAUGCACCAACAUCUCCUCCGAUUCAUGUUCACAAACUCAUUCUCCAAGCUCGAUGGCCCCACUUUGCACGCUUAUACAAUGCGCAAAUGGCAGAAUACCAUACAAAGAGAAUGCACAUACCAGAGCCCUAUCCGGUUGUCAAGGCAUUUUUAUACUAUCUGUAUACUGAUAGUAUCCACCCAGACGACUGUGCGGAGUUGGAUGACGUUGCAGGACUUUUGGUCAUGUCGAAUAUCUACAACAUUCCACAUCUUAGGUUGUUAUGUGUUAAUCGCUUAUCGAAGGAACUGGAUGUCGAUCACGCAUGUGUUAUUUGGCAUUCCGCGGGUAUUGCCAAUGAAGAAUGGUUACGCAGACGUGCUGCCAGUUUUUGUCUCACGCAUUGGGGCAGAGUUGUUCGCACGCCCGGAUUUUUAAGACUGCCACGCCAAGCUUUGGUUGAUUUAUCGCAGGAAAUCGAUAUGGAAGGUCGUGUUGUAGGAGGUGAAGAAUUAGAAUUUGUUGGAGGACUUGGUGGCUCUCGCUUUGGUGUAGGUGGUGUGGUUCGAAAGACUAGUGUUAGUAGCACUCAUACACAAGGUGUAGGUUCCGAAGUUGAUGACAAUGAAGAAAUGGAAAUGAAUUAA